AAGUUUUUAAUAAAAUAUGCUCUUUAACAUGCGAUUAGAACAGUCUAAAAAUAAAGAAAAAUAUGGGUCAGAACAAAAAAAAAAGAUGAUAAAAAGAACUUCAUUAAAUGGCGUAAUAACUCAUAAUCAUAGCAUAUAUAUGUCACAUAGAAGGAACGACAGAACAAAGAAAAGAAAAGUCGUAGUUCUUUAAUCAUCUUUUUCUUCUUCUUCUUUUAUAUCAGGUUGGUCCGGUGACAGACGAAGAUUCAUCUGUAAGUUCUAAUACAGAUAAUAUUCAGCAACAACAUUAUCGUCUUCAAUUACUUGCUCAAGCUAUUGAAAAGGUCGAAAAUGAGAGCUCAAAAAAGAAACUUCUUGUUUCAUCACCACCAAUUACUUCCAAAAAUGAAGAACAGGAAUUAAUAAUGAAAAUACUUUCUCAACAAAAUGUUGCAGCUGCAAUGGCUGCAGCUGCGGCGGCUCAUUUGCAAGUUCAACAACAACAUCAACAUCAUCAUCAUCAACAACAACAACGAAAGCUUGAACCUAUAUCACCACCAUCAACAUCAUCAGCAUCAUCAACACCUGAAAGUCCAAUCGAUUUUUCUUCACAUCGUUCAACUGAUGAUAAUAAUGAUUGUUCAACACCAUCAUCACCAUUACCCAAUCAACAAUUACUUUCAACAAUGUUACAAAAUCUUCAAUCAACAUUACCAUCAUCAACAUUUCCAUUUUCAUUAACAAAUAAAAAUGGUAAACCAACACGACCAUUUAAAGCAUAUCCACGUGAACCAUUAAUGUUACCACUUGGUUUCUAUUCAUCUACAACAGCGGAACAAACAAAUAUACUUGCGGAAGCAGCAAGUCGUACAACACCAAAUCGUAAACGACUUGCACAAACACAAGAACGUCUUAAACAACGUUUACAGCAACAACAACAACAACAACAGCAACAACAACAAUCUUAUUUUAUCUCAUCAUCUGGCACACAGAUAUUACAACCACCAAAAAAACGACAUCGACCCAUAGAAAGUACAUCAAUUUCUGAUGAUAAUGCAAUAAAUGAAAACAAUAAUAAUAACACUAAUAAUAAUUCAUCAUCAUCAUCAGCAGAUUCGCUAAUUAAUAAUGAGGACCCAAAUUUAAUUAAAGAUGAUGCUUAUUGGGAACGAAGAAGAAAAAAUAAUGAAGCUGCUAAACGAAGUCGUGAUGCACGACGUGCUAAAGAAGAUGAAAUUGCAAUAAGAGCAGCUAUUUUAGAACAAGAAAAUAUCAAAUUACGCCUUGAAGUAUCACAAUUAAAACAAGAAACAGCUAAAUUACGAUGUAUGGUUUAUGCUACAUCAUAG
Messenger RNA from Adineta steineri, 1331 nucleotides. The record is from the annotation of a GenBank genome assembly. NCBI's taxonomy places the organism in Eukaryota, Metazoa, Rotifera, Eurotatoria, Adinetida, Adinetidae.